Pungitius pungitius (ninespine stickleback) is the source of this 3548-nucleotide messenger RNA. It is a transcript of the gene gpbp1l1, whose product is annotated as GC-rich promoter binding protein 1-like 1. Gene Ontology annotation, cellular component: nucleus. Gene Ontology annotation, biological process: DNA-templated transcription; positive regulation of DNA-templated transcription. The record is from RefSeq and is a predicted model, not a curated record. The coding region runs from base 1569 to 3080 and encodes 503 amino acids. The transcript has 12 exons. NCBI's taxonomy places the organism in Eukaryota, Metazoa, Chordata, Actinopteri, Perciformes, Gasterosteidae. Gene Ontology annotation, molecular function: RNA binding; DNA binding.
UAGCUUCAUUGAGGUUGUUCAGUCCCAUAGUGGCAGCGCCAGUGGUAAGCCCUCCGAAAAUCCAAACAAACAUCCAUAGCCUGUUGGUAAAGAACUGUUCUGUUGCCCGAAAGGCGCAGUCUGGUUGAUGUAUUCAGAUUCUAUAUAUGCUACAGUCAGUAUCCAUCGGAGACUAUGCUGCUUAGGAGAAGGUCCAGUGUGUACAGGAGCAAAUACCAGUGAACCCUCAGCAAGAAAAUCACAGCCCUGCAGCUCCAUGUGUGAGAAACUCAUUGAAGAAGGAAAGGAGAGACUCUCUUGACUAUCUUGGAUCUUCAUAUGGAAAAAAGAAGUUGAUUGAGCUUUCUUGAGGAAUACUUUUUUUGACAAGUCAGAAUUUUGCUCAGGAAUUUGUGUUCAUCAUAAGACACAAAGAUCUUUAGACUUCUGGAAGAUUUUUGUUGAGCUUUUGAGCUUGCAUCUCUAUGAAAUCGGAGCUCCACCCUUUAUCUGCUUCAAUCAGAAAACGGCAUAUAAUCAGAUGGGCGUCUUACAAAUGUGAUAUUAAAACGUAUAACGUAUAUAAAGAUAAAAUUGGCAUAAUAAUGUAUCAUCCAGCAGCAUCCCUGUUUCACUAACCCAAACCCAAAAUGACGGCGAUGUAACAUCGGGCUUUGCUUCCUUCACUGUCAUGUGACUUUAAACCAUUGAGCAUUAUUUUUUUCAAACUCGGUCAGUCCGUUUCAUCAGUUUGAUGAGGUGAGCAGUGGUUCUCGGUGACCUCCAUUGCCAAUUAAAGACUCGUAGCUCAUUUUUCUUUUCUGCAUGUGUUUUGGUAGAUCUUAAAAUGAUUCGUUAAAGGGGAGUCGACGCAAAAGCAUACUGGCCCGCAGUGUGGCAGGAUAACACCUGUCGGUUUCCUUCUGUCUGGUGUCAAAGUGGAACUGCAACAAAAUCUGCUGUCCAUUAUCCAGGGCGAACAACUUUCACAGACUGCUUCCUUAUUUCAAUUAUAAAACAACCUGGCACUUUCUGACCGUGGAGGGGGAGGGGGGGGGCGCAUCACCUUUCAAACUCAACUAAUUUAGCCAUCCAGCAUAAAAUCCAAUCGGGCUUUGAGGUUCCUGAUAAUGGCUCCACUGAAUUGGUGAGGGAUUGAGUCUGCUUGGGGAAGAAAAGAAAGAAAUACCUGGAUUGGACCAAGCGGCACACACAAUUCAUCCGAGACGUGACCUCCACACGAGCAGUUUGGAACUCUGAUUCAGGUUGGCGUACUGGUCCUUUUGCAGACCUCUACUUGCCCGGACAGUUUUCUGGAUUGUCAUUCCAGAUCCUUUUUGCAACCUGUUGACCCAUCGUUCAGUGUUUCAUCCUGGACGAAGGGAUCUGCCUCUGGGAAAAGGGGCUGCGCUGUCCUGGAGGAGUUGGAGAGGGAGUUGUCACUGUGCUGCUCCCCGUCUGUCACAGGCCUGAGGAACCGAGCCCAGCCGGACCGAGAGAGGAGGCAGAGGACUUCAGAGCCACAGACUCUGGGAUCCUGGCCAUGAGGUUUGAUGCCUCGAUCCACUGACCGGAAACACUGGACCUAAAUGGCGCAGCAUGACUUUGUCCCUGCCUGGCUUAACUUCUCCACGCCCCAGCCUGCCAAGUCCCCUGCUGCCAACCUUGACAAACAAGGGGAGCCCCACCACCACAGAGACGGCAGAAACGCUGUGAGCCGCCGCCGCCACAACUCCUCCGAUGGCUUCUUCAACAACGGCUCCCUGCGCGCUCCAGCAGGUGACGGAUGGCAGCAGCCCUCUCUGCUUCUGAGGCAUGACUCGGUGGACUCAGGGGUGGCCAAAGGAGGGCACGGUGGGCUGGCUGGGGGCUCCUGUUGGAAGGAAACGCCCAGCUGGCACGGUGCGCCACGGGGGGCCCAGGACGGCCACCACCACGUGCACCACCACCACCACCACCACCAGGGACGCCACCCCAAACGGGUAGGGGUCGACAGGGACAGGCAGGUGGGGCACCGGCAGCGCAACGGCAACUUUCAUCCCCGCAAGGGCCCCUCGUACCCGGACAAGUUCCCCAACGAGGAACGCAAGGACGACAAGCUGAAGUUUGUGGAGGAGGACUUUCCUUCCCUCAACCCUGAAACAACUGGAAAGCCUGCAACUCCGAUGCGAGCAGUGGCUCCCCAUGCUGGAGUUUGGGAAAAUCCCCCUAGUGGCAAACAGAUGGUGUCCAAAAUGCUGGUUAUCAAGAAGGUUUCCAAGGAGGACUCCGGCACGGCCUUCUCUGCCGGGUUCGCCACUGCUGGCCCUUUGCCCACCAAUGGCAGUAAAGUUCCCAUUUCAGGCUCCAGCAUCUACAAGAACCUGGUCCCAAAGCCUGCUGUGGCCCCCACCAAGAGCACCCAGUGGAAAUCCGGUGGGAGAGAGAUCACAAAGUCUGGCCUUCACAUGCCGGGCCGAGAUUCCGUGUUCACCAGCCCCGUCUCUGCAGCCAAACCCAGCCCCCCAGUCAGUGCACCACAGCACAGCAACCCGAAAGAGCACCCUUCCAGCACAACUCCUCCCAUAGACAUUGCCCCGUCGAGGCUGAAGCUAAUGCGGCGCGGCCCGGACCGCAAGAGCGAGUUCUUGCGAGCUUUGAAGGACGAGGGCACUGGAGAGCUGGUGACGAGCAGCAGCCCGGGAACAUCUGGAGAAGGUGAAAGCAGCACCCCGGAGCCCAAAGCCUACAGCGAGGAAGUGUGUCACGAGAAUGGUCUGUCCUACUCGCUCAGUGACUCGGACACUGAACACCUGUCGAGUUCCCUGGAGGCGGAGCACAGGUUGCUGAAGGCCAUGGGCUGGCAGGAGUACCCAGAAAAUGACGACAACUUCCAGCCUCUGACCGAGGACGAGCUGCGAGAGUUUCAGACUAAAACUGAACAGCUAAAGAGGAACGGCAUGCAGAGGAACGGGGUGCUGCUCCCGAGGGCGCGGGGCGUGACCCUCCACUUCACCCCCUGGAGGAGUGUGGCCGAGGAGAACGCUGAGGAGGGCUCUGAGUCCGAAACCAGUAGCAGCAGCAGCCAGACCUCUGACGACGACGACUGCAUCAAAUCCUAACGUGGCUUUACGGAACAAAGAAAAAACAUCCAACAACACAAAUGCCAACAAAACAUCCCAGCAAGCAAAUCCCCCUCUUCCUCUCAUCUUUGUUUUUAGAGCACCGUUUUGUUUUUCUUUUUUUGUUGUCAUUCUUGCACAAGGGAAAAACCAAUCAUAUCCCAGUGAAGGGGGAGAUUCCUGCUCCGCCAGACGUCGUUUUCCCUGCGUUUCCUCCUUCACUGCAGUCCCGGUUCGUCUCCGACCCAGUUCCCCCCCCACCACCACCACCCCUCACACCCCUCCCGUUCUUCCUUUUUCUUCCUCGCUUCGUGGAACUGACGUGUUCAUCAAGAAAAGAAGGGCAAUGAAUGCACACUUGAUUCUGCUUUAAAUGGACUAACUCAUUUCAUUGAUGAUGCUGAUGACACAUUAUUAAUGAUAUUAAUAAAAAUUGGUUCCUGACAAGCUGAUAUGUUUCAAUAUGAA